GGGUGCCCCAUCCUCCUCCCGCGCGCCGUCAGGCCUCGAGAACUACAACUCCCGGCAUGCCUCCGCCCCGGAGGCGCAGACGCUGAGGCGGGGGCCCCCGGGCCACCUCUGGUCCGCGGGUCGUCGCCUCGGUGGCAGCCGCGCGGCUAGCCGGGACGGGAGCCAUGGAGGACGCGUCGCCCCCGACGCCCGGCUGCAACAAGCCGCACCUGGAGAAGCUGACCCUUGGCAUCACCCGCAUCCUAGAAUCUUCUCCAGGUGUGACAGAGGUAACCAUCAUAGAAAAGGCACCUGCUGAACGUCAUAUGAUUUCUUCCUGGGAACAAAAAAAUAAUUGUAUGAUGCCUGAGGAUAUGAAGAACUUUUACUUGAUGACCAAUGGCUUCCACAUGACCUGGAGUGUGAAGCUAGAUGAGCACAUCAUUCCGCUGGGCAACAUGGCAAUUAAUAGCAUCUCAAAAUUAAAUGAACUCAACCAGUCUUCUAUGUAUUCACUUCCUAAUGCACCAACCCUGGCAGACCUGGAGGAUGAUACAUAUGAAGCCAGUGAUGACCAGCCAGAGAAGCCUCAUUUUGACUCUCGAAGUGUGAUAUUUGAGCUGGAUUCAUGCAAUGGAAAUGGGAAGGUUUGCCUUGUCUACAAAACUGGGAAACCAGCAUUAUCACAAGACACUGAAAUCUGGUUCCUGGAUAGAGCAUUAUAUUGGCAUUUUCUCACAGAUACUUUUACUGCCUAUUACCGCCUGCUCAUCACCCACCUGGGCCUGCCCCAGUGGCAGUAUGCCUUCACCAGCUAUGGCAUUAGCCCACAGGCCAAGCAAUGGUUCAGCUUGUAUAAGCCCAUCGCCUACAACACAGACCUGCUCGCUGGAGAGACCGACUCCUUCAUGAAUAAGCUAGACCCAAGCAAAGUGUUUAAGACCAAGAACAAGACUGUAAUCCCAAAGAAAAAGGGUCCUGUUCAGCCUGCCAGUGGCCAGAAAGGUCCUUCAGCUCCCUCAGCCUCUAAACCCUCAUCUAGCUCUGCAAACCCUAUCCGCAAAUGAACACCACCUCCAU
Molecule: messenger RNA, 1059 nt
Organism: Octodon degus (degu)
Lineage: Eukaryota; Metazoa; Chordata; Mammalia; Rodentia; Octodontidae
Product: tubulin polyglutamylase complex subunit 2
Exons: 1
Coding region: 165-1046 (293 amino acids)
Biological process (GO): protein polyglutamylation
Source: RefSeq, a predicted model, not a curated record